This is a messenger RNA of Fundulus heteroclitus (mummichog), 5330 nucleotides long. RefSeq names its product rubicon autophagy regulator (gene rubcn). The record is from RefSeq and is a predicted model, not a curated record. Bases 236 to 3187 code for a protein of 983 amino acids. NCBI's taxonomy places the organism in Eukaryota, Metazoa, Chordata, Actinopteri, Cyprinodontiformes, Fundulidae. Gene Ontology annotation, molecular function: phosphatidylinositol phosphate binding. Gene Ontology annotation, cellular component: late endosome; early endosome. Gene Ontology annotation, biological process: negative regulation of endocytosis; negative regulation of autophagosome maturation. The transcript is spliced from 22 exons.
CUGAUGAAUCAUUCCCCGGGGAGGAGAGCUGAUACGCCGCCGCCGUGUUGUGAUUGCAGGGCAGAAGCAGGCACCGCAGACAUGGCGCCGGGGGGGAGACUCUGAGUCCAGGUGACUCCCUCCAGCUCCAGCAGCCUUUGCCCUUGUGAUAGAGCCACCGCCUGAGUCAGUAUCGCCGGAGUGAGCGGGGAAAGCUGGCAGCUUCGGUGGGCAACCGCGGCUCCGCUCGGAGGACAUGAUGGAGGUGACGGCGGAGGGAGAGGCGGAGGAGCGCAGGAGGGAGCAGUGGAAGCUGCUGUCCAGCCUGAAGACCACCGUGGAGGGCCUCCUGUCCACCAACAACCCCAACGUCUGGUCGCGCUACGGCGGCUUGCAGAGGCUGCACAAGGACAUGAACAACAUCCUCAGUCACAGGCUGAAGAACGAGCAGAUGUACUACAAGCAGCGAGACUACUGGCCUUUUGUUUGGUGCGUCCGCUACAUCAGCCCCCACCUAGCCCAGCACGUCGAACAGUUCAGCCACCUGGAGCCGGUCUUGAGCAGCGGGACGCACAGCGCCGGCGAGAGCCACAAGGCCGAGCGCUGGUUGCUGCACAGCUUGCAGGUUCAUAAGCUCUCGGCUCAGCUCAAGCCGCUGCUCAGGCAUCUGGGCAACACGCGGAAAUAUUACAACGACGACGCCUUCCUGCUGAGCGAGCCCCACGUGACCGCCAUGUUUCAGUGUCUGGAAGCCGUGGAGCAGAAUAACCCCAAGCUGCUGGCUCAAGUAGACACGGUUGGGCUGUCCCCUCUGAGGGGCUCUCCGUGCUUCAGUCUGCUGAAGAGCCAGAGCCUGUGCGUGCUGCCGGGGGCCGGGGGGACCUGGAGGAACUCGGACACGCCCCCCGGAGGAGACUCGCUGAACCGCAGACUAACCACCUCAAACUGCUCGCUGCGAGAAGCGGUGACGGCGAGCCACAAGCCCGCAGACACUACAGGAGCCAGAUCCCCCCGGGGCGACGCCACGAGUGACGAAAGCAUCGAUACCAAGUACACUACCUCUCCCGCCAGCAGCGUGGAAGCUCCCUGGGUGUCCAUGUGCGGGCCAGGGGAGGCCGAUCGAGGCGCGACGCCCUCUCCUGGAUCAACCUCCAUCCCCCGCGUCUCUCUAACGGAGUCCCCGUCCUCCUCCGUUCAGCCCGAGGCCGGCGACUCCUGCGACGGCGACUCCGACGACGGUCCCGAGUACCUGGCCAUCGGUAACCUGGGGCAGCGCAGUCGCCGCGACUCCCGAAGCUCCGCCCACAGCAGCGAGCGGGACCCGACGACGGAACCGUGCGCGCAGCGGGGUCCGCCGGGCCCGACCCCGCCGAGGCGCUCCUCGUUCUCCGAGGGCCAGAGGGGCCCCGGCAGGGGGGCUAAAGGACACACCCGCUCGUUUUCAGACACUGGGAUCAGUCAGAAACUCAGGAACGGAGGAGGCCACAGAAAAAUCACCAUAAUAAUAGAGGAUCCAGUUGCAGAAUCAGCAAGCGAAGACUCCAGCAUGAAGGACUACAGCCCCUUCUCACCUCAGCGCAGUGACACCAGCACCCCCAGUUCUCUCUACAUGGAGUCCUACGGGCCCCAGAACAGCAGCGUGCCAGACGGGAUGUUCAGGAAACCGUCGAAGGGGCAGAGCCUCAUCAGCUACCUGUCAGAGCAGGACUUUGGCAGCUGUGCCGACCUGGAAAAGGAGAACGCUCAUUUCAGCAUCUCAGAGUCCCUGAUUGCCGCCAUCGAGCUGAUGAAGUGCAACAUGCUGCGUCCGGGGGAGGAGGGCGAGGAGGAGGGAGACAGUGACUCCGAGAUCCAGCAGCUCAAGCAGAAGAUCCGCCUGAGGAGGCAACAGAUCCGUCACAGCCGUCUGCCGCCCUGCACGCCCUCCCAACACAAUUUCCACUCCACCGACAGCGGCGGCUCCAGGAGGAGCUCUCAGGACUCCUACCAGGGUCUGUCGGACUCCGGCUCGGCCGAGGAGGUGGAGGAAUGUGAACUGAAAGAUGGCUGCGAGGGUCAGUCCCUGCUGGCGGUGUCUCAGAGCGGCCUCUCCUUGUCACUCGCCUCCCUCUUCUCAGAUGCAGAUAUAAAGCGCAGCGUAAGCUCCAGCGGCAGGUCUUUCCUGAGCUCAGAAUCCAUCUCUCCCUCCUUCCUCCAGUCUAACUCGGCUGAGUCGGUCGCCAUGGGUUUGCUCCGGCAGUUCGAGGGCAUGCAGCUUCCUGCAGCUUCAGAGCUCGACUGGCUGGUCCCAGAACACGACGCUCCUCAGAAGCUGCUGCCUAUUCCCGACUCUCUGCCCAUCUCUCCCGAUGACGGCGAGCACGCGGAUAUCUACAAGUUGAGGAUCCGAGUCCGAGGCAACCUGGAGUGGGCGCCGCCGAGGCCACAAAUCAUCUUCAACAUCCAUCCUGCCCCAAAGAGGAAGAUCAUUGUUGCCAAGCAGAACUACCGCUGUGCUGGCUGCGGCACCAAGAUUGACCCGGCCUACAUCAAGCGCCUGCGUUACUGCGAGUACCUCGGCCGCUACUUCUGCCAGUGCUGCCACGAGAACGCCCAGGCCAUCGUUCCCGGCCGAGUGCUCAGGAAGUGGGACUUCAGCAAGUACUACGUCAGCAACUUCGCCCGGGACCUGUUGAGCAAGAUCGCCGGGGAUCCUCUGUUCAACCCGAGUGACAUCAACAGCAGCCUGUACAAGAAGAUCAAAUCCCUGGAGUCUGUCAGGGUUUUAAGGGUGCAGCUGUUUCACAUGAAAAAUCUCUUCAAGACGUGCCGCCUUGCCAAAGAGGCGCUGGACCAGUUCGACGGCCUGCCGGGCCACCUGACCGAGGACCUUCAUCUCUUCUCGCUCAACGAUCUCGCCGCUGUUCGCAACGGCGAACUGGGUCCUCGAAUGAAAGAGCUGCUCAAGCUUGGUACCGUGCAUGUAGCCAGCUGCGUGCUCUGUCAGGCGAAGGGCUUCGUGUGCGAGUUCUGCAACAACGACAAAGACAUCAUCUUCCCCUUCCAGCUGAGCAAGUGCCAGCGCUGCGAAGAGUGCCACGCCUGCUACCAUCAGAGCUGCUUCCGGACGGGGAAAGGCUGCCCCCGGUGUCGGCGGCUGGCGGAGCGCCGGGAGAGGCUGGCGCGCAAAAACAUGGAGGAGCAAGAGGACGAGGGAGGGGGGGCCUAAGCGCCGGGGCCACACGGGAACCCUCAGGAAAAGGACAGGAGCACAAAUCGACGAUGAUUGUAGUCACGGACCUUCCUCCCAGAUCACCACUGAAAGCUGCUUCUGACCACGUCCGCAACACGGAAGAUAAGUUUAGAGAUGAAUAUUUUCUAUAAGCCCCUUCAAGACGUGCACUUUAUUUCAACAAUGCUUGAAAAGUAUAUUGACUCUUAUGCAACGUUUGAUUUAAUUAAUAUCCGCAACAUGGAAGAAAAAUCUCUAAUUAGGCAUUUCUGUAAGCCUGGAUUUGAACGUUGUUUCUUAAAGCCAACAAGCCCACGAUGCGUCCUUUUACUCCACAAAAAAGCUGUUGGGUUGAAUCCUUUUUGAUCUUAAAAACUUCGUUUUAAGGUUAUUACAUUUGUCCAACUCUUAUUACCAGCUUUCCUCAGCAGUGCUGAAUCAUUCCCGUACAAAUAGACCAGCUCUGUAUGAGAGAUCACACGUGCUGCCUUGCACAGCUACUUGAUGCUAAUAAUUUUGCAGUUUUUGUGUGCAACACGAGCCAAAGACCGUCUUUAAAUGUCAGCACUUGUGUUUUGUGAUGUUUGUUGUGAAAUCGAGCUAAUCUGUCCACAAAAUAAGUAUUUGCAGAGAUGUUUUAUUGAGCCUCAGUCUUCUCCCUCUUUAGAGAUUCUGAGGGAAAAAAAAAGAUUAUUUUAUUAGCGUAGGAGAUUUUUUUUUUUUUUUUGACACCUGAAAUUAUUUUAGUUUUUAAGAAUGACACUGGAAAUGGAAAAAAAAAAAUACUCAAUUUUUAGGACUUGACAAAUGAUUGUUUAAUUAUUACUUUUUUUCAGGUGCGGUUUUGUUUUAAGUUUGAUAAGAAAACAUUUACCUCAAUGCUUUCUAUUUUUGUGAUGCUUAUUUUUUUCAUAUUUUAUGCUUUUUGUUGUUGUUUUUUUUUUUUUGAGACACUUUUUGACCAAUGAACAUGUAAUGGAAACUAUGGCGGAGCUUCACGGCAGAGCUGAAUUUGCAGGAGCAUGAUUGUGAUUCCCCAGUCGGUGUUGCAAAUAUUAUCAGUGAAACUGCAAAUGAUCGGUCGCCGUGCUGCUCGGUGUGUGUGUGUGUGUGUGUGUGUGUGUGUGUGUGUGUGUGUGUGUGUGUGGUGACAAGAGUGGGCUUAAUGCGAGUGCUUGUGGGCAUAUCUACCUGCUGCUCCUGCAGGUUUGUAUUGUUGCAGCUUUUGGGUUAACAGUGUGUUUGGUUCAUUGCACUGAUCCUGUGUGUUUUGCUGGGAUGGCGAUGGUGGAGUCAGCUUUGGUUGUUAUCCUCCUCAUGUAAAUUGUUUUUUUUUUUUAGGAAUAUUAACUCUUAGCUUGAAUUGGUUCUGACUUUGAAAUGACGCCGUCUGAGCAGUUUCUGCCUGAUGCUCUUUUAUUUAACUCACAACGUUAAAUCAAACUCUUCAUACUUGAGCGUUCAUUUAAAUGUCUUAGCAAAUUAGCGUCUUGCAUUACAGAUAUCAAGAGAUUUAAAAAUGGUCACGUUCAUGUUGAUUGGGGGUUAUGUGACUCCCUUUUCAGGUAACUCCAUGUGUUGUCUAAGAGAUUAAGUGAUUUUAUGUUUUCAUUAACUAACAGGUUUUCAGUUGUAUCUCUUGUGGACCAGUAUAAAUUAGAAGAAAUUUAUGUUGUGCCAAUUUUUUUUAAGGUUUCAAACUAAAUUGCUAAUUCAUAGUCAUGUUGUCUUAAAUAAAACAAAUCAAAAGUCUGAAAAAAACAAAUACAAUGUCCUAAUUUAAUAACUCCUUAUUGCCAUUUCAGUGUAAUGUUAACACAGAUCUUUAAUUACCAGAUAGUUACUGUUCUUUCUAGGCUCUUUGAUAUGAACCCAUUGCAUAUUUAGGCACUUGAAUUUUCUGCUUUUUUCCUAAAGAAACGUUGAAGUCUUCAGUUUCAAGCUUUUGAACAAAGCAACCGCCCAGCUCCUCCGAUCAGCUUUGUCUCGGACCUGCCUUUAUUGUUGAGGAGUGGAGAGGUUUAAAGUGCACUACAGAUUUAAAAUGUUUAUUAUUAAAAAUGUUUGUUGUUAUUCUAAAUCCUGAUUUGCUUUGAAUCUGUAAUUAUGUUCACAAUAAAUGACUGGCAAGACUGUUAAA